AUGGACCCCGGGCCCCCGCCAUUGAACGGUGAUUUGAACGGCCGACUUGUCCGAAACGUGGAGCCCCAAGGUUAUAGUGCGGAUUUCGUUUCUUUCACCGCCCACGUCGGCCGCGAUCACGACACCGUCAAAACGUUCUCCAACCUUCUUAACUCGGUCCAUCACCCAUACGCCGGAGCCCGUUGUUCUGCCUCUCCAGGAAGCUCAGCGGAUUACAUUUCUACCCGAUAA
Podospora pseudopauciseta is the source of this 231-nucleotide messenger RNA. RefSeq lists its product as uncharacterized. The transcript is spliced from 3 exons. Bases 1 to 231 code for a protein of 76 amino acids. Lineage: Eukaryota; Fungi; Ascomycota; Sordariomycetes; Sordariales; Podosporaceae. The record is from RefSeq and is a predicted model, not a curated record.